Seminavis robusta is the source of this 1188-nucleotide messenger RNA. NCBI's taxonomy places the organism in Eukaryota, Bacillariophyta, Bacillariophyceae, Naviculales, Naviculaceae. The record is from the annotation of a GenBank genome assembly.
AUGGGCAAUGCCAACGUGAGUCAUCGUGUGGAAACCCUCGCCGUGUCAUCUGCCAUGGACAUGGAACGGGCCAUGGCGUCCACGACACUGCCCAAGCGCAUUGAUCUACAAGCCAACUUGUUGACACACGCCAAAGGCGCCACGGUGGAGCGUCUAUUGCGGCGUGUCGGGUGUCACGAAUUGUGUAUCCAAGGCAAGAGCAGCAGUACGGCGGCUCCUCGUCGUCUCUUUGAACCAGAGGUCGUUCGAGCCAUUGGUCACGUCAAGCAAAGUCGUUUGCAGAAAUUGAUUCUCAAGAAUCUCGAUAUCCAGCGCGGUGAUAACGAUCAUCACUCGGGUCCAAACCGUAGUGUGGAUCCGUUGGAAUGCAUGGCACACCGAUUGAGCAAAUUGACUCAUUUGGAAGAAUUGCACCUGCAGUCCUGUCGCAUUGACGAAUCCAUCUUGGAGGAUAUUCUCAUUAGCAUCAAGCAAUUGCCCCAUCUCAAGCAAGUCACCAUCAAUCUCAGAGAUCACAUUACCAAUCGACGACUGCGCGCACAACUGGAGCAUGUCGCCUCCGAGUUGGUCGCACGACCUCAAAUGACAUCCAUGGCGCUGUCCGAAUACCCGCUCCAGAGUUGCUUUUGGAAGAAUGUCGCCGUGUCGGACAGUCUGACACACCUCAGUUUGGCAUUGCGUCAUGACGAUCAACUGUCACUGUUGCAUCCACAUCAACGACAGUACUUUUGGGAUUUGUUGCAACAAAACAAAUCCAUUCAACAGCUCGAGUUCCAAGUGGCGGCCGGAGUGUCCCUCACAAACCUCCAAGAAAUGUUGGCGGACAACAGCACCGUCACAUCCUUGCUCUUGCAUUUGGAAGAAGAUCCCACACAUGUCUCCCAGUGGCUCUCACAAGUUCUCGAGUAUGAUAACUUCACACUCGAAAAGGUCCAUUUGUUGUGUCACAAUCUCUACGGAUACAAGGUCCGCAUCCCCAACCGACAGAUUGACUUUUACACGCGUCUCAAUCGCAAUGGACGCCGCAAGUUGGUCGGCGACGAUGCCAACUCUACCCGCAGUCAAGAAUGGGUGACAGCCUUGUCGCAAAACACCUACGAUGUCUCGUCCACCUACUAUUGGUUGCAAGCUCAUCCCCAACUGGUCACCCGAGCCAUUGUGGCGGCUACUACUACUACAGACAACUAA